AUUACGCAAUGACGGAAUCUCCUUUCGCAUUUAUUGACGGCUUGUAAAGAAAAAAAUGUUUUGUAUUUGUUUAUAUUAUAUAUUCUAAAUUUUAUCGGGUACAGAUAUUUACUUAUCAAUCUAAAAAAAUUGCAUUUAUUUCAUUUCUUUUUUAAGUGCAUUACCGAAAAUGCAUCUUUUACGUAGAUUAUGGAGAGGGAUUUAUUAGUCAGAUGGACAAAAAAUGGUCGCCAUUCUGUGCAAAAUACAAACCACAGUACUUUUUAUACAUUAAACAACAGUGAUACUUCUGUUCAGACUGGUAAUAAAGACAAUAGAGAAACUUGUUAUAAAAAAUUUUCUCUUUCUGGAAGUAGUGACGAGGAAAUGAUAGAUAUAACUGCUGGUGGAGAAAAUAUGGAGAGUCACUUUGAGCAAGCUCAUGGAGCACAUGGUGAACCUGUGCAAGUGAAAUUUAUAGCAAUGCCAGACCUUCCUGAAAGUAGUAGCGAUUCUGAUAAUGAGUAUUCUAAACUUCAAGGCUCUGGUGGCUCCCAAGAUAUGGAUGAGUUGCCACCUGGAAUUGGUCAAUAUGAUGAUUUCCACACCAUUGACUGGCAGCGAGAUAUUGCGAGAGAUCGAAUGCGGCAUCGGUAUAUUGUGAAAAAACGAGGAGAUUCCAUCUGCGAUUUAAUAAGAGGAUUUCACGAUGCAUGGUCUGGAUGGCUUUGUGUUCUUCUGGCUGGCUUGGCUGCUGGUGUUGUUUCUGGCAUAAUCGACAUAGGUGCUGGUUGGAUGAAAGACUUAAAAGAAGGCAUUUGCCCUCAAGCAUUUUGGUUAAACAGAGAGCAGUGUUGUUGGUCUUCAAAUGAUACAUUUUAUGAAGGUGAUAAAUGUGCACAGUGGCAUACAUGGCCUGAGGAAUUUGGUUAUACCAGCAUUAACUUUGGAUCGACAGUUAUUGAAUUCAUUAUGUAUGUGUUAUGGAGUUUGCUGUUUGCAUCUCUUGCAGUUUUAUUAGUGAAAACAUUUGCUCCUUAUGCCUGUGGAUCGGGAAUACCAGAGAUUAAAACUAUUUUAAGUGGAUUUAUAAUACGCGGUUAUCUUGGGAAAUGGACUCUUACUAUCAAGUCUGUAUGUAUGAUGCUUGCCGUCGCUGCUGGUCUCAGCUUGGGCAAAGAAGGCCCAUUGGUUCAUGUAGCCUGUUGUAUUGGAAACAUCUUUUCUUACCUUUUUCCAAAAUAUGGAAAAAAUGAAGCAAAAAAGAGAGAGAUACUCUCAGCUGCAUCAGCUGCUGGUGUUUCUGUUGCUUUUGGCGCUCCUAUCGGUGGUGUUCUGUUCAGCUUAGAGGAAGUUAGCUAUUAUUUCCCUCUAAAAACGUUGUGGCGAUCUUUCUUUUGUGCAUUGGUAGCAGCAUUUGUCUUGCGAUCAAUUAACCCUUUUGGAAAUGAUCACUUAGUUAUGUUUUAUGUUGAGAAAACUCGACCAUGGAUCUUCUUUGAACUUAUUCCUUUUGUUCUCUUGGGCAUUUUGGGGGGUGUAGUUGGAUCAAUUUUCAUCAAAGGCAAUAUACGUUGGUGCAAAUUUCGAAAAGAAUCAAAACUUGGCCAAUAUCCUAUUUCUGAGGUGCUUUUGAUAACUCUUAUCAGUGCUGUAAUAAACUUCCCAAAUGAGUACACCCGUAUGAAUACAAGCGAUCUGAUAAAAUUACUAUUUAGCCAGUGUGGCAUAGCUAAUGUGUCUCCUCUUUGUGAUUAUAACCGCAAUUUCACGAAAGUGAAUAGUCCUGUAGAGAUGGCAGAAGCAAACAGUGGUGUUUAUGACUCUUUGGCAAAAUUGUCCCUGGCACUGGUUUUUAAGCUUGUUAUCACUAUUUUUACUUUUGGAAUAAAACUUCCUGCUGGCUUGUUCAUCCCCAGUAUGGCUAUGGGAGCCAUCAUGGGAAGAAUGGUUGGAAUUGGGAUGGAACAAAUAGCUAUGUCGUACAGCCAUUUACGGAUUUUUCAAAAAGCUUGUCCAGAGGGAGAAAGUUGUAUGACACCUGGAUUGUAUGCGAUGGUUGGUGCAGCUGCUUGUCUUGCUGGAGUUACUAGAAUGACCGUGUCCUUAGUAGUUAUCAUGUUUGAACUGACUGGCAGUGUUAACUAUAUCGUUCCUCUUAUGGCUGCUGUAAUGGCUAGUAAAUGGGUUGGAGAUGCUCUUGGAAAGGAAGGAAUAUAUGACGCUCAUAUCCAUUUGAAUGGGUAUCCGUUCUUGGAUAGUAAAGAAGAAUUUACCCACACUACAUUGGCUGCUGAUGUGAUGCGCCCCAAAAGAAAUGAAGGACCGCUCUGUGUCAUAACCCAGGACAGUAUGACUGUUGAAAAUAUAGAAACUCUUUUAAGCACCACUGAUCAUAAUGGAUUUCCUGUUGUGGUAUCGACUGAAUCGCAGUAUUUAGUCGGGUUUGUUCUUAGAAGAGAUCUCAGUCUUGCUAUUGCAAAUGCCAAACGUACUCAAGAAGGUGUAGUUCGAAACUCGAGAGUUAUUUUUACAAGCCAUAUACCUACACCUUGGCAAGGACCUCCACCUAUCAAACUUCGGAAGAUUUUGGAUUUGGCUCCUAUAACAAUAACUGAUCAGACGCCAAUGGAAACUGUGAUUGAUAUGUUUCGUAAAUUGGGCCUUAGACAGACAUUAGUCAUACAUAACGGCCGUUUACUUGGAAUAAUCACCAAAAAGGAUGUGCUUAGACACAUUAAGCAACUGGCUAAUCAAGAUCCUGAAUCCGUGUUGUUCAACUGAUUUAUUUCAAUGAAGCAUUUUAUUGUACAAAUCAUGAAUUUUGUUUUCUCUCCCCAGCUUUCAAAAAGUAACUGUGCAUGUUGUUGGAAGUAAUGCAGUCAUGUGUAGUUGCUAAAUAUUAUCUGUGCCUCGUGCACUGUAAUCGCCGCAUGUCAAUAUAUAUUUUAAAAAUGACCUGUUAUUACCUAUCUACUCAUUAAUCGAUAAACUGUACAUCGAACAUCAAAUUAAUAUUUGUGUACAUGCUAAAUUUAAAUUCCAGUAUUUCUAUCCUUUGCUCAAGUUAAACCUUUAAGUUGUACUAGUCUGGAUAUUGUGUGUGAAGAGAAUUUUCUCCCUCACAAUCGUAAUUUAUUUAUUGCAUCCUCAAUUUGUAUGAUUAGUUAGUUGCCCAAUGUUUCUAGUAAUCGCUGAAUGCAUGUCCACUGUAAAAAAAUCAUUUGUCCUUGUAUAUAUUAAAGUGUAUUAGUUUAACAAAAACUUUACAUUUAUUGUAGAUCUUGUCAUAUUAUUCUGUUAAUCAUUGGAUAUUACAUGUAAGUUAUGUGCUAAUGCAUAAAAACUUUAUAUCAUUAAAAUAAUUUUAUUUAUCA
Argiope bruennichi is the source of this 3356-nucleotide messenger RNA. It is a transcript of the gene ClC-c, whose product is annotated as H(+)/Cl(-) exchange transporter 3-like. Gene Ontology annotation, biological process: chloride transport; transmembrane transport. Lineage: Eukaryota; Metazoa; Arthropoda; Arachnida; Araneae; Araneidae. The transcript is spliced from 21 exons. Gene Ontology annotation, molecular function: voltage-gated chloride channel activity. The record is from RefSeq and is a predicted model, not a curated record. Gene Ontology annotation, cellular component: Golgi apparatus; early endosome; synaptic vesicle. Bases 190 to 2763 code for a protein of 857 amino acids.